AUGGAUGCAGAGAGGAAAAAGAGCUGGAGAUGUGAUAAAUGCGUAAAUAAAACUUCUUCUGCAACAAAAGCGGGGCCAUCGUCCGUCUCAAAACAAGCAGUAAAUACACCACAAAAUAGUAGUAAUAUAAGCUCCAACUUGUCAGAUGAAAACUAUUAUGUAACAAAGAGAAACCACAAAAAAACUAGACUUCACGUCUCCUCGGAGGAAUUGGCACAUAACUUAACCGAGGACUAUGCGAGUAAUACCUCGUCAACGUUACUUGAAGACACGCCGAAAAGUUUACCAAAUUUAUCAGUUGAUGAUGACUCAGAACUUAUUGAAGAGAUCAACCUGCUUAAGACUCAAUUAGCUAGCGCCCAUGCGGAAAUUGAACGAUUAAAUAUACAGGUCACCAACCUUCAAAAGAUAAUAGAAAGCCAACAAAAAAAGAGCAAAAUAUUUAAACAACUACUUUCCGAGCCUAGUCCACGAAAGUUGACUCCAUCGAAAUCUGUCAAAAUCAAGCACAGACCACUCCGAAAUAUUGCUCUAGCAUCCUCCCCAAAAAACACUCCCAGUGACGAUGAUAUAGCAAACUUUGAACUGACUACUUUACCUGGGACAAAGGAAAUAAGACAGCAUGAAAUGGCAAACAAUUCCAAAGAGACGACACCUACAGUAUCUUUCAAUGAACAAAGCCAGAGAAUUGUUAUUAUUGGCGAUCAAACAGCACGGAACAUGGCGACAUCUUUAGCACAAACAAGAUCUAAUUACAAAAAUCCGAAGAAAUAUUUUAUCAGUGGAAUAGUAUAUCCAAAUGCAAGUAUUGAACAUGUAAUUCAGUGUUCUAAAAUUAUGAUUGAAGAACUACAAGAAGACGACUGGCUUGUUCUGUGUCUAGGAUCCAAUGACUCGAACCCAAUUAAAAUAGGCGUGGAGCUGUCGUCAUUACUUAAGAAACAAAAUAAGGCAAAAAUAUUAGUGACCAGUGUAAUUGAAAACCCGUAUCUUAAUGUAAAAAGGCUCAAUUCCCAUAUUCAAACUAUUUUAAAGUGUUUCAAAAAUGUCAACUACCUAGAUUUAAGUUACAAUGGUAUAUACCCGUAUCGUAGAGUAAAUAAUGUGAUAGAUACAAUUGACUACAAAAAGUAUUUCCUAUGUAAUUCAAAAAAUAACAAUGGCAUACCAAAAGCUGACUGCAGGUCACUGGAAACCAAUAUAACCGCAAAGCCAGGCACCAUCCCUUUCUAUUUUAAAACUCUUAGAAAACAUAAAACGGCUAAUGAUGGGUCAAUCCCUAUUAACAAAAAAGUGGAACCUCCUAAAGGCACGAUUCCAUACUACUUUAAGACAGUAAAAAAAUACGUUUGUACACAAAAAGACACUGAUCAGCUUUUUCGUUAG
This is a messenger RNA of Parnassius apollo (apollo), 1386 nucleotides long. NCBI's taxonomy places the organism in Eukaryota, Metazoa, Arthropoda, Insecta, Lepidoptera, Papilionidae. The record is from the annotation of a GenBank genome assembly.